This is a messenger RNA of Penicillium longicatenatum, 450 nucleotides long. Its product is annotated as DUF3237 domain-containing protein. The transcript has a single exon. NCBI's taxonomy places the organism in Eukaryota, Fungi, Ascomycota, Eurotiomycetes, Eurotiales, Aspergillaceae. The record is from RefSeq and is a predicted model, not a curated record. The coding region runs from base 1 to 450 and encodes 149 amino acids.
AUGGCACCUACCCUAGAACUCGCCUUCACUCUCCACGUGGAUCUGUCACCAGCCCUCGAAUUUGGAGAUACACCCUGCGGGUCCAGGCGGUUCAUUCCUAUUACAGGAGGAACCGUCGAAGGCCCGAAAUUGACCGCCACUAUUCUUCCGGGAGGCGGAGACUGGAACGUUCUUCGGGAAGAUGGAAUCGGCCACCUCUUUGCAAAAUAUACCAUCAAAUCAUCCGAUGGAGUUCUUAUCAGUGUUACCAAUGAAGGGUGGAUUCGGAAAUUUCGAAGGGAGAGUGGAUCGGAGAAAGUUGCCGAGGAUCAGUGGUAUGCGAAGACCAACCCUCGAUUUGAGGUUCAGGACGGACCUCAUGGCUGGUUGAAUCGGACUGUCUUUGUGGGCGAGCUUCGUAAGCCUGAUAUUCCGAACCAUGUUGUCAUUGAUGUGUACUCUGUGGAAUGA